UCCUCUUCCCAAUGUCCCUCCAUCCAGAGUCAAGUGGGGCUAUAAUAAAUGGAGACCUGAAUAGAGAGGUGAGGAGGAUUCUGGGAAUAUCAUUUGAUGUGACUAUUUGUGUUCAGAUGUAGAGUUUUCCUCCUGUGAAGUCUGGAGAUCAUAUGACAUCACAUUGCCUCCACCUCCCUCCCUGAUAGAAGAGAGAAAGAAGAAGAAGAUUCUAGAAGUCACCAGAGAGAUCACUGAGCUGCUGACAGGAGAGGUUCCUAUAAGGUGUCAGGGUGUCACUGUCUAUUUCUCCAUGGAGGAGUGGGAGUAUUUAGAAGGACACAAGGAUCUCUACAAGGACGUCAUGAUGGACAAUCAGCCACCCCUCACAUCACCGGAUGGAUCCAGUCAUGGGAACCCACCAGAGAGAUGUCCCCGUCCUCUGUAUUCCCGGGAUUCCACACAGGAAGGUCACACCAUCCCUCACCAUCAUCAGAGUGGAAUCCUCGGGGAUGAUAAUAUUGAUGUUAAAGAAGAGUAUAAAGAGGAGGAUGAGGAGUAUGGAGUGAUGGAGGAGUUUUCAGAAGGACACAAGGAUAUGAUGGAGCCACCUAAUACCAGGAACCCACCAGAGAGAUGUCCCCGUCCUCUGUAUUCCCGAGAUUCCACACAGGAAGAUCACACCAUCCCUCAUUGUUACAAGGUUGAAGAUCUGAUAGAUAUAAAAGUUGAGGUUAAAGAAGAAGCAGAAGAAGAAGAGGCGUAUGUGAGGGAUGAUCAGCAGUCUAUGGAGGAGGAUGGAAUAACGGGGACAUUUAUAGAGGAGGACACUCCUACAGAGAUCAGCACAGGUGGGUCAUGAACACUAAAUCCAUUCCUCCACCCAUACUGCUCACUGAUUGGUCCAGAGUAGGGCGGGGACUGGGGUGAUAUCAGUCUGUA
Messenger RNA from Staurois parvus, 921 nucleotides. Lineage: Eukaryota; Metazoa; Chordata; Amphibia; Anura; Ranidae. The record is from the annotation of a GenBank genome assembly.